AUGCCUCAGAACGAGUACAUUGAGCGCUGGCAGAAGCAGCACGGCAAGCGCUUCGACCACGACGAACGCAAGCGCAAGCGCAUUGCCCGAGAAGGCCACGAUGGCUCUAAGAAAGCGCAAAACUACCGCGGCCUGCGCGCCAAACUCUACGCCGAAAAGCGGCGCAAGGAAAAGAUCCAGAUGAAAAAGACGAUCCGCGCACACGAAGAACGCAACGUCAAGACCUCCGAGCCCGCAGAGCCCUCCACCGAAGCCCUGCCCCAAUAUCUUCUUGACCGCAGCAACGAGAAGAACGCAAAAGCUCUGUCCAGCGCCAUCAAGCAGAAGCGCAAUGAGAAAGCAGCCCGCUUUUCCGUCCCGCUGCCCAAGGUCAAGGGUAUCAGUGAGGAGGAAAUGUUCAGCGUCGUUAAGACGGGAAAGAAGACGGCGAAGAAGAGCUGGAAACGUAUGAUUACCAAGCCCACGUUUGUUGGGCCCGGGUUCACGCGUCGACCUGUCAAGUAUGAGCGCUUCAUUAGGCCCAUGGGUUUGAGAUACAAGAAGGCGAACGUCACGCACCCGGAGUUGAGCGUGACGGUCCAGCUGCCGAUCAUCAGCGUGAAGAAGAACCCGCAGAACCCGUUGUACACGCAGUUGGGCGUGCUGACCAAGGGUACGAUUAUCGAGGUCAAUGUGUCUGAGUUGGGACUUGUGACGGCGGGUGGAAAGGUUGUGUGGGGAAGAUAUGCUCAAAUCACAAACAACCCCGAGAACGAUGGCUGCUUGAACGCUGUUCUGCUGGUUUAA
This is a messenger RNA of Parastagonospora nodorum SN15, 786 nucleotides long. RefSeq lists its product as hypothetical. Gene Ontology annotation, cellular component: nucleolus; preribosome, large subunit precursor. Gene Ontology annotation, biological process: maturation of 5.8S rRNA; maturation of LSU-rRNA. Bases 1 to 786 code for a protein of 261 amino acids. The record is from RefSeq and is a predicted model, not a curated record. Lineage: Eukaryota; Fungi; Ascomycota; Dothideomycetes; Pleosporales; Phaeosphaeriaceae. The transcript is spliced from 3 exons.